Messenger RNA from Cuscuta epithymum, 9614 nucleotides. The record is from the annotation of a GenBank genome assembly. Lineage: Eukaryota; Viridiplantae; Streptophyta; Magnoliopsida; Solanales; Convolvulaceae.
GGGUAAUGCUAAGGUAAGGUAGGCCUAAGAAUUACAAUUCUUAGGCCUCUUUUAUUUGAGGUGCUUCCGGGUUGAAUUUUUUGAUGAAAUUUUGUAAGCAUGUUCUCCAUGGAUUGAAGAUUAUGUCCACCAAGUUUCACAAUAAAAUUCAAUCUGGAAGUCAUUUAAAUAAAUUAUUUAUAAAAAAUUGCAUUUUAUAUAUGUAAAACCCUGCACAAUUUUGAAAAAAUUAUUUAACCGUCUUCCCGAUUGAAUUUUAAUCUGAAAUUUGGUGGGCAUAGUCAACACUUCAUGGAGAACAUGCUCACAAAAUUUCAUCAAAAAAUAUGACCGGGAAGCACCUCAAAUGAAAGAGGCCUAAGAAUUUCAAUUCUUAGGCCUACCUUACUUGAACAUUUUCCUAUAUAUAUAUAUAUAUAUAUGGUGUGUAGCAUAUAAUGGGCACACAACUAUUUUUUACCCAAGGAAGUAGGGUGUCGAACCACAGAGAAGCGGGAAAUAAAAUAAUUAAGCACAAACUAAGGAUUAAAGUUGGAAGUGCGUUUCUUUUGAUUUUUUUUUGGUUGCUUGGAAAAGUAAUAAAAUAAAAGUGAUUGAGAUGAGAGAUUUUUAUCAACACAAAGUUCAACCAAUAGCAAGUAGGGGUAGAAAUUGGUAACUAAUUGUUCAAUGUUUAAUUGAAAGAAAUAAUUGCUAAUUUUAUUCGUAGAUAGAUUGUGAGAAGUUGUGGAUAAGUAUUUUAGGACCCAACACAAGUCAUCUAAAAUAAGUAACUAGUCAACAUUUCCCAGUGAUGGCCAAAACGAGACUAGUUGUUUAAGUGCAACGACAACCUUAAUUAUUAACUAUAUUAUUUACCCAACCCCGUGGUGUAAAUAAUAUAAUUAAAUAAUUAAAUUCCCCCGUAAAACUUCAAUCCGGGACAAGGUAAAAGAAGUUUAACGGUGUGUUCAGAAAGUGUUCAUUUGUGUAUUUAACAAACAAUAUGUUUAUGAUUGAGUACUCAUAAUAUAUAUCACAAACAUAACUUAAUUAAUUUUCUGGACACAACAAUCUAAAUAGAACAAACUUAACAAUUAAAAUCAAUACAAAUUAAAACAUGAUAAGAACAAUUAAUUAACCAAUUUCUAGCCCCAAAUUUAUUUAGCUAUACAUGUUUGGAAGCAUAGAAAUAGAUGAAUCCAUAAUUAAAGUACAAGAUUUAAUGAGAUAAGGAAGAUCAAACUUGUGAUAGAUGACAAUCCUUGAAGCUUUGGUGCUAAUCUUGACUUAAUCUUGGAUAAGGAAGUGAUUAGUUGUGGUUGAAGAUGGGUUGAUGAUUUGGAAGUGAAGAAUGAAGAGAGAAGGAGGAGGAAAUGAUUCUGGGAGGUGUAGAGAGAAGUUGGCUCGAGAUUAUGUGUGGAAGGAGAUGGAUUAAGCCAUAUAAUGAUAAGAUAAUUAAUCAUUAAUCUGCAGGAAUUUACGGAAGUGAAGAGUAUAUGUACAAGAAAACGCAGUAUUGUUCCAACAGUGCGUAGUAGCUCAGUGGACGAGUGUCUUAUGGGAAUGCUCGAAGGUCACGGGAUCCAUUCUCAGCUUCAACAUUUUGUUCUUCUUUUCUUUGCUGCGUUCAGAAGGAAUAUAAGAAUUGCCAGCUGACUUUUAGCAAUAGUGACAAUUGGUUCGCUGGUUGAUUCCAUCUGCUAUCUUUCCAAUGACCUGGGUUCGAAUCCCAGAGGUCUUUUUUUACUUUCCUUCUCUUUUCUCCAAUUUUUCUUCUCAUUUGCUUUCAAAGGAACUUCUCUUUUAUUAACCUUCAACUAGAACUUUUAUUUUCUUCUUUUUAUCACACUCAAAUGUGUCCAAGUAGCAUCAAAUAUACCUGAAAAUAUAAAAUACCCGUAUAGAACUGCACUAAUACAAACUAACGACAAAUAAUAAAAAUAUGUACAAAAGUAGAACUUUAAUAACUAAAAUUAACAACAAACUAAGCUUAAAAAGUGUGUAAAAUAUGAGCACAUCAAAUCCCCCACACUUAGGCUUUUGCUUGUCCUCAAGCAAAAUAAACAACAAACACAAAAAUAUACACAAUUUGGUAAAAUUUACAAACAUAACUAAACAAAUCACACAUACACCUCUAAUGUCCACUAAACGGUCCAAUACCCUGAAAUGUCACAAAAUAACUCAAUGAGAGUAAACCGAGUAUUAUUGCCUAUCACUAAGAUUUUCAAAUCAAACUUUUAACACAAACACCUAUAGAUCUGAAUUAGUUCGGGUUAUGCAGAACAAGUUUCUCCAAUUAACAUAAUUCAAAAAAUGACACAAAUAGAUCAAUUAGGACUUUUCGGGUUUUGGCGAGGUUAAUGAUGUGGCUAGUGGAAAGAAAGGUUUGGUGUAGGGAUUUACAAAAGAGUUAGAUUGCACUUAUACUGAGCGGAUAAUCACAUGAAUUUACAAGAACUUGGAGCAUACAAAACAAUGAGAAAUAUAAACAUGAAAAGGAAGUAAAAAUGGGGUUUUACAGAAGAAAUCACAACAAGAAAUUAAUGUGCCUCUUUGUUUUUGUUUUUUUUUUUGUUUUUUUUUUUCUUUUUUUUUCUUUUUUUUUCUUUUCUUUUUUUUUUUUGAACUUUUUUUUAAGAAGGCACACACUAAAUAUUACAAUGAAAAACUAACCCCAAAAUUUACAAACAAAUAUGUACAUCACUAAUAUGACACUUAACAGAAGCUCCAUUUUAUCCACUCUCAAGUAACAAUACAAACUACUCUAGGGUUGAAACAAAAAUGACUUGGGUAGGAUUUCACAAGGUUAUGUAUUUACAAGGUCACAAGAAAAAUUAGUAACAAGUGAAGUAAGUUAUUUUACACUUGUACACUGAAAAGGCUCAAACAGGGUUACUAGGGGAAGUGUUAUUUAUUUACAAAGGGAUAGUGUUUGGCUUGAUGGGUAAACAAAGAUGGCCUAAAUCAUUUCUACUGUGUCAACUUCAAAUCAAAUUUUCAAGGAGAAUAAAUGUAUAAACAUCUUAAACUGCAUAAACUUUCACUAAUUCAACUAUUAAACCAAUAAAUUGGAAAAAUAAAAUCUAAGGUGUUUAAUGUUAAAUUGUUAAAAAGAAUCAAGUUCAAAGCUCAUACUAAGUUACUCUCAAUCAAAUUACAGUGACACUUCUCAAACUCAAACCACAUUUCGUCAAAAGAGAUGAAUGAAUAAUUUAAAAAAUUAUGGAGGUAACUAGUAACAAAAAGUGUAAACUAAUGUGUUGCUGAUCUAUUGUUGCAUUUUGGACAAGAAUGGUCUUUAUUCACAAGAAAACACACAAAAUAAAAAUAAAACAAAAUCACACAAGCACACAAGAAAAAAAAAACAUAUUCACACAAGAAAUCAGGGUUGAACUACCCACUCCCCCACACUUAAAAUUUGCACUGUCCUCAGUGGAAAAGAAAUUAAAGGAGUGUAAAGAAAACUUCCCUGAAGUGCGGCCGAAUCUGGAAUUGUUUAUCCGCAUGACGUUUGGAGAUCCCUUUGAGCGGAUGUGGCCCCUUUAGAGUCCAAAGAAAUAAAGAAAACCUAGACUAAUCUUUUUUUUUUUGACUUUUUUUUGUUUUUUUUUUUUGAGAAAUUUACAAACUUGGGUUGCCUCCCAAGAAGCGCUCGUUUAAGGUCAUUAGCUUGACCCAUGCCUUUCAUUCAUAUUCUGGAUCAAUGAGGCAAUACACAGAAGUUGCCUCUUGUCUCUCACUUUGGGUGCUUUUCCUUUGAUAUUCAAGGAUUGAUCUUCAAGAUUAAGCACUUCAAAUUUAAGUGCUUUAGGCAUUGGUAAAAAUAUGCUUUGCAACAUUUCGAGACAUAAAUUCACCAUUUCAUUGGCUUGCUCAUCUUCAAUAGAUUCGUGUAUGGUGUACUCCAUGGGAUCUUUGGAAAGCCGAUACGACUCAUCAAAUGUGUUAGUAGUACAAGAGUCUAUAACAUCAGCAUAGUAACCAUCAAGGACACAAGGUGUAUCCUUACUCAGCUCUUUUACAUUGAAUUCGAUCUUAUCAUCCCCAAUCUCAAGGAUAAGGGUACCCUUUUUGACGUUUAUAAUUGCUCCUGCCGUAGCUAGAAAAGGUCUCCCGAGAAUAACAGGAACUCGAGCAUCUUCUUCCAUAUCCAAGACAACAAAGUCUCCUGGGAUAUAAUACUUGUCAAUUUUGAUAGGAACAUCUUCAAGAAUGCCGAUAGGAUAUUUGACAGAUCGAUCAGCCAAUUGUAAUGCCAUUGUUGUUGGUUUGGGAUCCCCCAAGUGUAGCUUUUGACAUAGUGAAUAAGGAAUUAAGCUGACACUUGCACCAAGAUCACAAAGAGCUUUGUUAACUUUGGAUCCACCAAUGGUACAUGGAAUUGAGAAGCUUCCAGGAUCACGUAACUUCGGUGUGAUCUUAUUUUGGAUGAUGGCACUGCAUUCUUGACUCAUUGCAACAGUAGCUGGAUUCUCCUUCUUCUUUGUGAGAAUAUCUUUGAGAAAUUUAGCAUAUGAAGGAAUUUCUGUAAUGGCAUCAAGCAAAGGAAUUGAGAUAUCCAAUUGCUUGAUAACAUUCAAAAAUUUAGUUCUCCGCUCCUCCAUAUUAGCUUUCUUCAAUCUGUUCGGAUAAGGAACUGGGGGAAUGUAUUUCCUUACCGGACUUUCUCUUUGUUUCUUUGAUCCUUCAUGGUCAUCAGUUGAUUUCGGCAUGGUACCGACAUCAUGUUCAUUGUUGUUGUUUCCACCUUUCUGUUGUUGCACGAUCCCUUCCUCCAACAUUUCAUGUUCUUGUUCAUCAUUAGAAAGGGGCAAGGAUUGAUGUUGUUUCCUACUCCGAGUAGUGACAACAUUGAUUUGCUCCCUCGGGUUUUCGGGGCAAGCAGGGAGCUUACCCGUCACCUUAGUCGAUGAUGUGGAUGCUUGAUUAGCAAUUUGAUUCUCAAGCAUCCUGUUGUGAGCCCGGAGUUGACCAAGUUCUUCAGUGAUUUGUUUCAGGGUUUCAGCUUGAGAUAGUUGGGACUUGAGAAGUUGGUCAACAAUGUUUUCUAGGACGGGAGUUUGGGUUGUUUCAGGAGUGGGAAGAAGUGGUUUUUGUUGUUGACUUGAAGGGUAUGGAAGAUUUUGAGUGGGUUUAUAUUGUUGCUGGUUCACAAUACCUUGGCCACCUCUGAAUUGUUGUUGUUGAUUUUGGAAACCUGGUGGUGCACUUCGGUAAGUUUGUUGUGGAUUAGCAGCUCCAUUUUGAUUGCUCCAGGAAAAACCGGGAUGGUUUCUUCCUUGAGGAUUGAAAUUACCAAACUGAUUUUGUUGGGGCUGCGUAUUGUAGUUGACAUAGUCAACUUGUUCCAUUGAUCCCCAUGGACAAGUGGACUGAUUGUGUUGUCCACCGCAAGAUCCACACAUAAGAACGGGAAUAGGAGUUGGUGUUGAUGCAGGGUUUUGCACAAGAGAGACUUGUGCCAUCUUUUGGAUCAGAGUCAUAAUGUUAUCGACCUUUGUGGUUAUGGUCGACAUUUGAUCAACUUCGUGCAUGCCUCCAAUUUUUGGUGGAGCAGAUGAUCGCUCAGAAUACCAUGUUGAUCCAUUUGAUGAAAUGCGCUCCAUCAAUUCUUCUGCCUCUUCAAGUUCCAGGCACAUGAAUGAUCCAUUUGCUGACGCGUCCACAAGUAUCCGAGAAUUUUCACUUAGGCCUUCAUAGAAAGCAGUCAUCAAGUGCCAGUUUUGGAUGUUAUGAUGUGGACACUGUCGCUGGAGAUCUUUGAAUCUUUCCCAAGCCUCAUAGAGGGGCUCAUUGGGAUUUUGUUUGAAAUUUUGAAUCAUUCUCCGGAUUUUCGCCGUUUUAGAUGGCGGAAAAAAUCUUUUGAGAAAUUCACCAUGAAGUUGAUCCCAAGUGGAGAAGUGAUUGUCUGGAAAAGAGUCAAGCCAACUCUGAGCUCGAUCCCGUAGAGAGAAUGGGAAUAGGCGUAGUCUGACAGCAUCAGAUGGCACACCAUUGAUUUUGAAGGUGUUGCAAGCUCGAAGGAACUUUGUGAUGUGAUUAUUUGGAUCCUCCGUUGGCGCUCCGCCAAAUCGAUCAUUUGAAACCAUGUGGAUGAUAGCAGGCUUGAUUUCAAAUUGGUUCAUGUUAACCUCCGGUGGAAUAACACUGUCAUGCUCAUCCACGGGAGGCGUAACAUAAUCAUACAACGGUUUCCUGGUCCUUGUAAGCUGAUCCACGAUUUGUUGAUCUGGUUCCUGCUCAUUUACAACAACAUCGUUUGACAUUUUUUUUUAUUUUUUUUCUGUUCACGUAUGUGCUUUUCAAUGUCAGAGAAGAAUAACAAUUCACAAUUUUCACCACGUGAACGUGUAAGCAUAAGCAGAAGGGAAUCGGGAUUGGGAAAAGAGAGAAAGAGAGAGAUGAAAAGAAAAGAAAAAUUGCGGAAUUAAUUAAUUAAUUAAGGUUCGCACGUAGUCAAUUGGUAUAAACCGAAUAAGACUAGUGAGCCCUUAAAGCAGUAUUAAUAUAUACAGUAAUUCACCAGGAUGCGGUAGGGCCGACAGAUAUGGUGAAUUGAGAAGAAGAAAAAAAAAACUACAGUAAUAAAUACAGUCUCCACCAAGAUGCAGCUGUGCCGACAGUCUGGGGAUUAUUAAGAAAUAAAUUAAAAAGUGCACGCCACCAACAAGCGGACACGGCCGACAAGCUUGGGGAUGCAAAAUAAAAAAAAUGCUGAAAUUAAAGUGCGGAAAUUAAAUUGCGAUAAUUAAAGUGCAUAAAUUAAAUUGCGAUAAUUAAAGUGCAAAAAUUAAAAAGUUGGGGUUUUAACCACCAUAAAAAGAAAAAUAAACGGUCCGACCAUAUAGGCGGAGUAUCCUUUAAAUUAUUAUGUACAAGUAAACGGUCCGACCAUAUAGGCGGAUUAUCCGUUGAAUUAAUAUGUACAAAUUAGCGGUCCGACCAUAUAGGCGGAUUAUCCGUUGAAUUAAAAUGUGACAAUAUGUCCAAUGGUCCAAAUGUCCAGAUAUAUGUUCAGUCAAAGUGUCCAACUCCAAUGCUCAGAUAAGGUAAUUAAUCACAGUUCAUUUUUUUUUUUUGAACUUUAAUUAAUCACUCCUAUUUUUUUUUGUAUUUUUUUUUUUGAACCUGCAAAAGGAAACAAGAUAACAACAAAAUAAUAUACACACAAUUUACAAUAACUAAAACCAAAAGUUCAUGCUUUCAAUUUUUUUUUUUCAAAACCGCUUCCCCGGCAACGGCGCCAAGUUGGUGUGUAGCAUAUAAUGGGCACACAACUAUUUUUUACCCAAGGAAGUAGGGUGUCGAACCACAGAGAAGCGGGAAAUAAAAUAAUUAAGCACAAACUAAGGAUUAAAGUUGGAAGUGCGUUUCUUUUGAUUUUUUUUUGGUUGCUUGGAAAAGUAAUAAAAUAAAAGUGAUUGAGAUGAGAGAUUUUUAUCAACACAAAGUUCAACCAAUAGCAAGUAGGGGUAGAAAUUGGUAACUAAUUGUUCAAUGUUUAAUUGAAAGAAAUAAUUGCUAAUUUUAUUCGUAGAUAGAUUGUGAGAAGUUGUGGAUAAGUAUUUUAGGACCCAACACAAGUCAUCUAAAAUAAGUAACUAGUCAACAUUUCCCAGUGAUGGCCAAAACGAGACUAGUUGUUUAAGUGCAACGACAACCUUAAUUAUUAACUAUAUUAUUUACCCAACCCCGUGGUGUAAAUAAUAUAAUUAAAUAAUUAAAUUCCCCCGUAAAACUUCAAUCCGGGACAAGGUAAAAGAAGUUUAACGGUGUGUUCAGAAAGUGUUCAUUUGUGUAUUUAACAAACAAUAUGUUUAUGAUUGAGUACUCAUAAUAUAUAUCACAAACAUAACUUAAUUAAUUUUCUGGACACAACAAUCUAAAUAGAACAAACUUAACAAUUAAAAUCAAUACAAAUUAAAACAUGAUAAGAACAAUUAAUUAACCAAUUUCUAGCCCCAAAUUUAUUUAGCUAUACAUGUUUGGAAGCAUAGAAAUAGAUGAAUCCAUAAUUAAAGUACAAGAUUUAAUGAGAUAAGGAAGAUCAAACUUGUGAUAGAUGACAAUCCUUGAAGCUUUGGUGCUAAUCUUGACUUAAUCUUGGAUAAGGAAGUGAUUAGUUGUGGUUGAAGAUGGGUUGAUGAUUUGGAAGUGAAGAAUGAAGAGAGAAGGAGGAGGAAAUGAUUCUGGGAGGUGUAGAGAGAAGUUGGCUCGAGAUUAUGUGUGGAAGGAGAUGGAUUAAGCCAUAUAAUGAUAAGAUAAUUAAUCAUUAAUCUGCAGGAAUUUACGGAAGUGAAGAGUAUAUGUACAAGAAAACGCAGUAUUGUUCCAACAGUGCGUAGUAGCUCAGUGGACGAGUGUCUUAUGGGAAUGCUCGAAGGUCACGGGAUCCAUUCUCAGCUUCAACAUUUUGUUCUUCUUUUCUUUGCUGCGUUCAGAAGGAAUAUAAGAAUUGCCAGCUGACUUUUAGCAAUAGCGACAAUUGGUUCGCUGGUUGAUUCCAUCUGCUAUCUUUCCAAUGACCUGGGUUCGAAUCCCAGAGGUCUUUUUUUACUUUCCUUCUCUUUUCUCCAAUUUUUCUUCUCAUUUGCUUUCAAAGGAACUUCUCUUUUAUUAACCUUCAACUAGAACUUUUAUUUUCUUCUUUUUAUCACACUCAAAUGUGUCCAAGUAGCAUCAAAUAUAUCUGAAAAUAUAAAAUACCCGUAUAGAACUGCACUAAUACAAACUAACGACAAAUAAUAAAAAUAUGUACAAAAGUAUAACUUUAAUAACUAAAAUUAACAACAAACUAAGCUUAAAAAGUGUGUAAAAUAUGAGCACAUCAAUAUAUAUAUAUAUAUAUAUAUAUAUAUAUAUAUAUACUCCUCCGUUCUUUAAUAAGUGCAACACAUUCCUUUUUCGGAAGUUUCAAAUUAAAUGCAACCUUUCUAUUUUGAGAAAGAAACAUUAGGCAAAUUUCCUUCUAUACCCUUAAUUGUUUACGCACAAUCCGAUCUUUACCUACUUUAUCUGACACUUUCUUCUACCUUCUCCAUUCACCGCCAUCCACCAAUUCCAAUUUCAUCCUGCUUACAGCCUCUCCAUCUUCCGUUUUAUCUUUUCAUCUGCUCACCCAACCAAAAUUACUUUCAUCUUCCCACCAUCAUCUACUUUCAUCACCAACUCAACCGUUUCUCUAAUUCUUUUCGUAUCAUCUUCAUCUUUAAUUUUUUUUCCUCUGGUUAGUAUUUUAGUUACCGUCGAAAUGGAAGACAUGGAUGUCGAUGAAACCGAUUUUGCUCCUGUUACGAGAAUAUGCUUGAGGCUUUGUGAAUUAAUGCUUUGGUUAAUUAUGAGGGGCCAUGGAUUCUGAUUCGACUUGGAAUUAUUGUUUGUAGCCGAUAGACUAUUUCAGCAGUUGAAGAAUUACCUAUACUUCGCCGGACGGCCGGACCUGUAACCGAAAAUCAUCUUACCUCUCGUUUCUCACUUCUUAGCACCGACCCUCCUGUUCUUGCUUGAGGAAUUUUUUUUGGACUUUGUCGACUGUUGUCCACUAUUACACACUGUAGCAAUUUAUUUGGGCAGCUGUGGUUUCCGUAUAAUGAAGGGUAAAAGUGGCAAGUUCAACACUAAUUCAUUGCCUC